UCCAAAUUCCAUCUGCCCACUUGCAUUAAUAUCGCCUCCCUCCUUAGAUUGUCAAACUCAAGAUUUGAUAGAGGAAAAAGCUCAACUCACACCAUGGCCUUUCCAAAAUCAAAUCUUUUUCACACCGUAAUUGUAUUCUUCCUCUCAAUCCAAUUCAAAGUAUUGUGCAGCACUUACCAAGUUGGAGGCUUAGCUGCUUGGGGCAUUCCAUCCUCUUCCAACCCAAAAGUCUACACAAAUUGGGCCACCAAAUACGAUGGCCUCAACAUAGGAGAUUCUCUAUUUUUCUUGUACCCUCCAAGCCAAGAUUCAGUGAUCCAGGUGACAAAGGAAUCCUACGAGAGGUGCAACCUCAAAGAUCCGAUCUUGUACAUGAACAAUGGCAACUCCCUUUUCAACAUCACAGAAGUGGGCAAUUUCUACUUCACCAGCGGCCGAUGUGCCAAAUCUCAGAAGCUUCACAUUUUCGUUUCUGGGAAUGGAUCCUUCGUUGAAGACGACGACCCGGCUUCUGCGCCCUCCUAUCCCACGGUUUUCGGCGCCAUUCCGGUCCAGGCCGCCUCUGCAUCGCCGUCGCUUCAGAUCCCGGCUUUCAUGGCUUCAGUUUUGUUGGCUGCCCUUGCGCUUGUUAUGUAUUGAUUCAUCCAUUUUGUUUGUUGAUAAUUCAAUUUUACUCUUCGGAAAACGGACCAAAUCUUUGAAAAGAGUUGAGAGAUCUGUCGGCACACAUUUUUGUGUAAAGAGAAAUUCUUUAUUGGUUAAAUGUAAAGGAAGCUUAUAAUUCUCAAUGAAAAAGAUGUGUCGGUUUAA
Salvia hispanica is the source of this 810-nucleotide messenger RNA. Its product is annotated as early nodulin-like protein 8. Gene Ontology annotation, cellular component: plasma membrane. NCBI's taxonomy places the organism in Eukaryota, Viridiplantae, Streptophyta, Magnoliopsida, Lamiales, Lamiaceae. The record is from RefSeq and is a predicted model, not a curated record. Gene Ontology annotation, molecular function: electron transfer activity.